AUGUUAUUCCUCCUAGCUUUACUCGCAUUUGCCGAGGCCCUUAUGCACAUUCGUGAUCCGAGCACCUGGCCACAUGUCAAAAGAUCUAAAGGACUUUAUCGUACGCGGAAAUCUUCCUACAAAUGGUCUGAAGAAUGGCUGGAAAAUGUGCCAGUAGAUCAUUUCUCAUUCGGUAAUAAAGACGAAUUCAAACUGAGGUAAAG
Cylicostephanus goldi is the source of this 203-nucleotide messenger RNA. Lineage: Eukaryota; Metazoa; Nematoda; Chromadorea; Rhabditida; Strongylidae. The record is from the annotation of a GenBank genome assembly.